CUUGCUAGUUCCCAGCUCACACAGUUUGGGAGGAAUUAACACCAAUCACGUGAAGGGGGGCCCAAGGACACUGAGGAGCUGGGUGGUCCCAGCCUGGAGCACUACCAGCCUGACAUGGGAAUCUUUCUGACGCCCAGGACCUUGCUGAUGUUGACAGGAAAGUGGUGAUCCAGGCAGGACCAGGCUGCCCCUACAGGACAGAAAAAUGGAGGCAAACGACCAUUUUAACUUUACUGGCCUUCCCCCUGCAUCUGCUGCCUCAGGACUGAAACCCUCUCCUUCCUCAGGGGAGGGCCUCUACACUAACGGGUCUCCCAUGAACUUCCCCCAGCAAGGGAAAAGUUUGAAUGGGGAUGUGAAUGUUAAUGGCUUAUCUACUGUAUCUCACACUACUACUUCAGGGAUUUUGAACUCUGCUCCCCACUCCUCCAGCACCUCACACCUCCAUCACCCCAACGUGGCCUACGACUGUCUCUGGAACUACUCACAGUACCCAUCUGCCAAUUCUGGCAGCAACCUCAAGGACCCACCCCUUCUUUCCCAGUUCUCGGGGGGACAAUACCCACUCAACGGCAUACUUGGGGGCAGCCGGCAACCUUCAUCCCCAAGUCACAACACUAACCUUCAGGCUGGGAGCCAAGAUUUCUGGGCAAACGGUACCCAGAGUCCUGUGGGGCUUAACUUCGACUCACAGGAACUGUAUGAUUCCUUUCCUGACCAGAAUUUUGAGGUGAUGCCCAAUGGACCCCCUAGUUUUUUCACCUCUCCACAGACUUCUCCUAUGUUGGGAUCUAGCAUCCAGACCUUUGCACCUUCCCAGGAGGUAGGCAGUGGUAUCCAUUCUGAUGAGGCAGCAGAAAAGGAGCUGACUUCAGUUGUGGCAGAGAAUGGCACUGGCUUGGUAGGCAGCCUGGAGCUGGAAGAAGAGCAGCCAGAAUUGAAGAUGUGUGGCUACAAUGGCUCUGUUCCUUCUGUGGAAUCCUUACACCAAGAGGUCUCAGUCCUGGUCCCUGACCCCACAGUGAGCUGUUUAGAUGAUCCUUCACAUCUUCCUGAUCAACUGGAAGACACUCCAAUACUCAGUGAAGACUCUCUGGAGCCCUUCAACUCUCUGGCACCAGAGCCAGUAAAUGGAGGACUUUAUGGUAUAGAUGACACGGAGCUGAUGGGUGCAGAGGAUAAGCUGCCUCUUGAGGACAGCCCCGUGAUCUCUGCCCUUGAUUGCCCUUCCCUUAGUAACGCUACUGCCUUCAGUCUCCUGGCAGAUGAUAGUCAAACAUCAGCCUCUAUCUUUGCCAGCCCCACCUCUCCACCUGUCCUAGGCGAGUCUGUCCUGCAAGAUAACAGCUUUGACCUGAAUAAUGGUAGUGAUGCUGAACAAGAAGAAAUGGAGACUCAGGCUUCAGACUUCCCACCACCCCUGACCCAGCCAGCCCCUGACCAGUCAUCCACUAUUCAGCUCCAUCCAGCAACCUCACCAGCAGUCUCGCCAACAGCUUCCCCGGCAGUCUGCCUAGCAGUUUCUCCAGUAGCCUCACCAGAAGUCUCUCUAGCAGUUUCCCCAACAGCCUCCCCAGCAGUCUUCCCAACGGUCUCUCCAACUUCUUCAACAACCCUCCCAGCAAUUUCCUCAGAAGUCUCCUUCCAGGCUCCGGUAACCUCCUCAAACGCCUCCCCUGUAACUUCUCCAGCAGCUGCCAUCCCAACAGCCUCCCCAGCAAAUAAGGAUGUCAGCAGCUUUCCUGAAACCACUGCUGACUUAGAAGAGGUCACUGGAGGAGUCACUACGUCUGGUAGUGGUGAUGUCUUGAGGAGACGUAUUGCUACACCAGAAGAAGUUCGUCUUCCCCUCCAACAUGGGUGGCGGAGAGAGGUGCGUAUCAAGAAGGGCAGCCACCGAUGGCAGGGGGAGACCUGGUAUUAUGGCCCCUGUGGGAAGAGAAUGAAACAGUUUCCAGAAGUGAUCAAGUACCUGAGCCGCAACGUGGUACACAGUGUCCGCCGUGAGCACUUCAGUUUCAGUCCCCGUAUGCCUGUUGGAGACUUCUUUGAAGAGAGAGAAACACCAGAGGUGCAGACUCAAAAGGGGUUGCAGUGGGUACAACUCUCAGCAGAUGAGAUACCAUCCAGGAUUCAGGCAAUUACUGGCAAACGGGGUCGACCUCGAAACACUGAGAAGGCUAAGAUCAAGGAAGUCCCCAAGGUGAAACGGGGCCGAGGUCGGCCACCCAAGGUCAAAAUCACUGAGCUAUUGAAUAAGACAGACAGCCGCCUUGUAAAGAAACUGGAGGCCCAAGAAACACUGAUUGAGGAGGAUAAAGCAAAGAUGAGUAAAAGCAAGAAGAUGAGGCAGAAGGUACAACAGGGAGAGUGUCAGACUGCUAUCCAAGGGCAGCCCAAGCAGAGAUGCUUUCAGAGUUUGAGGAGAAAUGACUUCCCUUAUGGUUUACAGGCCAGAAACAAGCGGAAACAAGAGACCAAGAGCUUAAAGCAGAAGGAUACUAAGAAGAAAUGCAAGGCUGAGAAGGAAAAGGUAAAGACAAAGCAGGAAAAACUGAAGGAAAAAGUGAAGAGAGAAAAGAAGGAGAAGGUAAAAAUGAAAGAAAAGGAGGAGGUGGGCAAAGCCAAACCAGCCUAUAAAGCAGAUAGGAGCCUAGCCACACAGCGGCGCUUGGAGGAACGGCAGAGACAGCAGAUGAUCUUGGAGGAGAUGAAGAAGCCCACAGAGGAUAUGUGUCUGGCCGACCAUCAGCCCCUGCCUAACUUCUCACGCAUUCCUGGUCUGGUACUACCCAAUGGGGCCUUCUCAGACUGCUUGACCAUCGUGGAGUUUCUGCAUAGCUUUGGCAAGGUGCUGGGCUUUGACCCUGCCAAAGAUGUGCCUAGCCUGGGGGUCUUGCAGGAAGGACUCCUGUGUCAAAGUGACAGCGUGGGCGAGGUGCAAGACCUGCUGGUGCGGCUUCUGAAGGCUGCACUCUAUGAUCCUGGCUUACCCUCUUACUGUCAGUCCCUAAAGAUCUUGGGGGAGAAGGUAUCUGAGAUCCCACUGACGAGAGACAAUGUGUCUGAGAUCCUGCGCUGCUUCCUCAUGGCAUAUGGAGUAGAGCCAGCUGUCUGUGACAGCCUGCGCACCCAGCCUUUUCAGGCCCAGCCACCUGAACGGAAGGCUGCUGUCCUGGCCUUCCUUGUGCAUGAGCUCAAUGGCUCCACCCUCAUCAUCAAUGAGAUUGACAAGACACUGGAGAGUAUGUCCAGCUACAGGAAAAACAAAUGGAUUGUUGAAGGCCGGCUCCGGAGACUGAAAACUGCUCUGGCCAAGCGAACUGGGCGGCCUGAGAUAGAGAUGGAAGGACCAGAGGAAGGUCCAGGACGGAGGCGCAGUUCUCGGAUCAUGGAGGAAACCAGUGGCAUGGAAGAGGAGGAAGAGGAAGAGACUAUAUCAGCUGUCCAUGGCCGCAGGGGUCGAAGAGAUGGAGAGGUUGAUGCCACAGCGUCUAGCAUCCCAGAGCUGGAGCGCCAGAUAGAGAAACUCAGUAAGCGCCAGCUCUUCUUUCGCAAAAAGCUGCUUCAUUCAUCUCAGAUGCUUCGGGCAGUCUCCUUGGGUCAAGACCGCUAUAGACGCCGCUACUGGAUAUUGCCAUAUCUGGCUGGUAUAUUUGUGGAAGGAACACAAGGGAGCUUAGUUCCUGAGGAUAUGAUAAAGUGGGAAACUGACUCCUUAAAGGUGGCAGCCCAUCCAGCACUCAACCCUGCUCGCUUCUUUGUAAAGAGAGAAUUAACUGGCUCUAGCACUUCUGCUGGUUCUCCUGCUCGGGCUCGAGGCCGGCCUCGAAAAACUAAGCCUGGGUCUGUGCAGCCUAGGCACCUUAAGUCCCCUGUUAGGGGUCAGGAUUCAGAACAGCCCCAUCUUCAGCUUCAGGCUCCUAUCCAGCCCCAGCCCCAGCCCCAGCUUCAGUCUCAUCCUCAGUCCCAUAAUGGUUUCCUGGAGCCAGAAGGCUCCCCUUUGUCUCUGGGUCAGAGCCAGCAUGACCUCAGCCAGUCAGCCUUCCUGUCUUGGCUGAGUCAGACUCAGAGCCAUAGCUCCCUGUUGAGCAGCUCAGUCCUCACUCCUGAUAGCAGCCCAGGAAAACUUGACGCAGCACCAUCGCAGCCCCUGGAGGAGCCAGAGCCUGAUGAGACAGAAUCCAGCCCCGAUCCUCAAGCACCCUGGUUUAACUUCUCAGCCCAGACGCCCUGCAAUGCUGCCCCUACACCACCCCCUGCAGUUUCUGAGGACCAACCCACUCCCUCCCCUCAACUACCUGCCUCCUCCAAGCCUGUGGAUAGAUCCAGUGCUGCCAACCCCUGUUCUCCAGUGCAAUUCUCUUCCACCCCCUUGCCUGGGGUGGCCCCUAAGAGGCGAGCAGGAGACUCUGGAGAAAUGUCACAGAGUCCCACAGGGCUGGGACAGCCAAAACGGAGAGGGAGACCUCCCAGUAAGUUCUUCAAACAGAUGGAGCAGCGUUACCUAACCCAGCUGACAGCCCAGCCUGUCCCCUCUGAGAUGUGCUCAGGCUGGUGGUGGAUCCAAGAUCCUGAGACACUGGAUGCCAUGCUCAAGGCCCUACACCCCCGAGGCAUCCGGGAGAAGGCACUUCACAAACACCUUAACAAGCACAGGGACUUCUUGCAGGAAGUCUGCCUACGGCCCUCAACUGACCCCAUUUUUGAGCCCAGUCAGCUACCUGCCUCUCAAGAAGGGAUCAUGAGCUGGUCCCCCAAAGAGAGAACAUAUGAGACAGACCUAGCUGUGCUUCAGUGGGUAGAGGAGCUAGAACAGCGGGUUAUUCUGUCUGAUCUACAGAUUCGGGGCUGGACAUGUCCUAGCCCAGACUCUACUCGUGAAGACUUGGCCUACUGUGAGCAUCUCCCCAACUCCCAGGAGGAUAUCACCUGGAGAGGUCGAGGAAGGGAAGGACUGGCACCUCAGCGUAAAACUACAAACCCUCUGGACCUGGCUGUGAUGCGACUGGCUGCCCUGGAACAGAAUGUGGAGCGGCGGUACCUUCGGGAGCCCCUCUGGCCAGCCCAUGAGGUUGUGCUGGAGAAGGCCUUGCUCAGCACACCCAAUGGUGUCCCUCAAGGCACCACUACAGAGAUAUCAUAUGAAAUUACCCCUCGCAUUCGUGUCUGGCGUCAGACACUUGAGCGGUGCCGGAGUGCAGCCCAGGUGUGCUUGUGCCUGGGCCAGCUAGAGAGGUCUAUAGCCUGGGAGAAGUCUGUCAACAAAGUGGUAAGAGGCUCGGAGAGCCUGGAAAGACUGAGGAGCCAGUCAGCUGGGGUGGGUGGAGUCACUGGCAGACAGAGGCUUGAACACUCACUCUGCCUUCUCACAACCUUGGUCCAGACCUGUCUAGUGUGCCGGAAAGGUGACAAUGAUGAGUUUCUUCUGCUUUGUGAUGGGUGUGACCGUGGCUGCCACAUUUACUGCCAUCGGCCCAAGAUGGAGGCUGUCCCAGAAGGAGACUGGUUCUGUGCUGUCUGUUUGGCCCAGCAGGUAGAGGGAGAAUUCACUCAUAAGCCUGGUUUCCCAAAGCGAGGCCAGAAGCGGAAAAGUGGUUAUUCACUGAAUUUCUCAGAGGGUGAUGGCCGCCGACGCCGGGUACUGUUGAGAGGCAGAGAGAGCCCAGCUGUGCCUCGGUACUCGGAAGAAGGGCUGUCCCCCUCCAAGCGGCGGCGAUUCUCAAUGCGGAACCACCAUAGUGAUCUCACAUUUUGCGAGAUUAUCCUGAUGGAGAUGGAGUCCCAUGAUGCAGCCUGGCCUUUCCUGGAGCCUGUGAACCCUCGUUUGGUAAGCGGGUACCGGCGCAUCAUCAAAAACCCUAUGGAUUUUUCCACCAUGCGGGAGCGGCUACUCCGGGGAGGAUAUACCAGCUCUGAGGAGUUUGCAGCUGAUGCUCUCCUAGUCUUUGACAACUGCCAGACCUUCAAUGAGGAUGACUCGGAAGUGGGCAAGGCUGGGCACAUCAUGCGCCGCUUCUUCGAGAGCCGUUGGGAAGAGUUUUAUCAGGGAAAACAGGCUAAUCUGUGAGGCAAGGGAGGUGGGAGUCACCUUGUGGCAUCUCCCCCUACCUUCCAAACAAAACCUGCCAUUCUCACCUGCUGAUGCUGCCCUGGGUCCAGACUCAAGUGAGAUGUAACCUUGAUUUUUGACCCUGCCCUUGGCAGCACCCCACAUCCUCUUAUCCCUAUACCCUUUCUCCCUUUCCUCCUCUUGCUCCUCAAAUAAGAGGUGCAGAGAUGAGGUCCUUCUGGACUGAAAGCCAAAAAAAGAAAGAAAAAAAUUUUUUCCUUCUGUUUUUUUUUCCUAAUUAAAAAUGGGGAGGGGGAAAGAAGUCUCUUCCUCCUCCUCCCAACUCCCUUUCCUUCCCUGUACGUGCCCCAGCAUUCUGGGGUUAUUUAACAAUAGCAAUAGUUCUAGUGAAUGUGUGAAACUGAGAAACACUCUGUACUGUGUGUGGACCCGCAGUGACGGCCAGUAAAGUGGACUUAACUCCCAAGUGUGUCGAGCCGGACACCGGGCCCUGAACAUGCUGCUUCCAUGUUCAGUCCCUUUCCCUGCUUCUCGCUUUCUCUCUCUAAGUUUUUUCUUUUCCCUCCCCUACUCCCCAAUUUUCAGAUUUUCUCUCAUCCAGUAAUGUAAAAUUUAAUGUGUACGGGUUCCUCCCUUCUUUUCUCUUCUCCCAAAUCUUUUUUCCCUUCAAAGGAAAAAAAAAAGUUUAGCAAUCCCUGCCUUUUUCUCUGUCCUCAUCUUCCUGCCAAUAGCUAUCCCCUCUAUAAUGUUAGACGCUCCUCACAUGCUGAGUUUCCAGCCUUUUCUGAAACUCAGUAGCUGAGGGGGAGGGCAGGGAGGCCCCCUGGGCCUUCCAGCCUCCUUCCCCACCUCCUUCCCAAACCUCCCUCUUGGGAACUCCUCAGGGACAACUACUGCUGAGUUUGGGCGCACCCCCAAGAUGGAGGCCAGGUAGGAAUUGACUGGCCUCAGAGAGAGAGAGAGAGGUGUGUUUGUUUGUGUGUGAGAAUGAGAGAGGAUGCUGUGAUUGUGACCCUGUAUUUGAUAGGAUCCAUUCAGUUUCCCCGAGUAUGUUUUUAUUCUCACCUUUCCCAUUGUUUCAAACCAUCACUUUUUUGUCUUUGGGAAACCACAGGAACAAUUAUUCUGGGGACAAGGCUGUGUCUCCUCUCUGAUCAUUUCUGUUCCAGCCUCUUCAAACUGUGCAAUCUUUCAGCAGGAACUGCCUCUCUUCUCAGUAGCUUUGAGACUUAAGCUUUGGCAGGGAGAGGGGUAGAACUGGACCUUUUCCUAAUCCCAUGAGCCUCUCUGAGUUUAGUUUUGCUUUCCUUCCCUUAUCUACUUUGUACCCCAGGACCCCUUCCCCAGCAGCAGAGACCCUGGAGCACAGGAGAAGGAGGAGGAGGGAUUUCUGGUCCACCACUGCCCUACAUGUGACUAUGCCCAAGUUAAGCUCCCAACACGUGAGAGGAAAGCUGCUAACUCCCAGCUAUAGCCAUGGGCCCCUGGCCCCCUGCUCAGCAGAGCCCCUCCCAUCAGAGAUUACGGGUACUUGCACUGGGGAGGUGGCUGCUGGCUGGCCCAAGCAGAAAGCUGAGGCAUUCAAGAAAUGUUCCAUUGGUGAGAGGGGGUUGCCAAGUGAGGUGGAGCAUUCCUUGUAUUCUGGCAGCACUGAAGGGGGGGGGCAAUUUAGGUCCUGGGGCAGCCUCAUUUCUUUACACCCCUUCUCCCCCAUAGCCUAUUUCUAAAGUCGCCUUUUCUGUCAGAUAAACCUCAAAACUUUUAAUUUUAUUUGGGUAUUUUUGUGGGUUUUUUUUGUUCGUUUUUGGUUUUGCUUUUAAAUAAGAGGUGGAUUGAAGAAUAUUUGAAUUGACUUUAUAUUAUGCAUAAAUAUUUAUAUUUUAUCUAAAAUAACUGCGCUGUAACGAACUGUGUUAGUCAAAUGGUUGGAACUGUUAUAGUUGGGGGCUCCCUUUUUUCCCCAUGGCAGUUUUCCCCUGGUAUAAAAUGUACUAGAAUAAUUUCACUGUUGGAGGUGAGGUGGAUAGGGGGAGUGAAAUCUCAAUUGUUCCUACUAUGUGUUCCUCUCCCAGCUCCAUCUCUUUCCUUAGGGACCAGGCACUCUUAAGGUGGGGGUGGGGUCCUAACCUCAGUUUGAAGAAGUGGGGGCAGAAGCGGGAUGGGGAUAGGGCAUGAUCAAAGGGGCCAUUUCUCACUUUUCUUUCCUCAUCUUCACUGCCCCUUGAGCUAGGUGGAUCUUCUCUUGAUGUAUAAGAGUAUUUGGUAGGGAAGGCAGGUUAGAAAUAAAAAGACAGCCCACCCCCUGCCCUUUUGUUUCCCUUUUCCCUGUCAGUCUGGUAACAGAAGAAACCACACCAUCAACACCAAGUUCCCAUGUUCCUUUUACAAAAAAGGGGACGGACUUUUUAUAUAACCAAAUGUGGUGUUUUAGUGACUUUUUGAUAAUGUACAGUUUUUUGUGAAUUUAAAUUUAUUUCUUUCUAUAUUUUUAGGACCAAUCUCAUUUUUAAUAAGGUUAAAAAAGGAAAAAAAAAAGUCUAGAGAAAAAAACUCCUGUUUUUGCCAUGUGAUGUUCCACAAGUGCAGCUGUAGAAAAGUGCUUGUCAGUUGAAUAAAAACCACAUUUGAUAGAGAUU
Galeopterus variegatus (Sunda flying lemur) is the source of this 8709-nucleotide messenger RNA. RefSeq names its product bromodomain adjacent to zinc finger domain, 2A (gene BAZ2A). Lineage: Eukaryota; Metazoa; Chordata; Mammalia; Dermoptera; Cynocephalidae. Gene Ontology annotation, molecular function: protein binding; DNA binding. The transcript is spliced from 30 exons. Bases 206 to 6070 code for a protein of 1954 amino acids. The record is from RefSeq and is a predicted model, not a curated record. Gene Ontology annotation, cellular component: rDNA heterochromatin.